UGUUCCCCAAUGCCCAACUUCGGCUACACCUACACACCCACCAACCCCGCCCCCUCCGCCUUCCUCAAAGACUCCACUCUCCGCUCCCAAUACAUGUCCGCCUCCGUGCCCGCCAACUACACCUGGCGCUUCGCAGGCUUCUACGCUUCAGUCUCUCAAGCCGGCUACCUCUUCUACACUGAACUUUCCUCCUACAACCCUGCUCAAUGCGCUGCAAUCUGCGAUGCAAAUGCAAACUGCAAGGGCUUCAACAUUUACUUUGAGAGAACUCCCAAGCUGGUGCCUGCAGAGGGCUGUAUGAGUCCUGCUCCGCAGGUGGAUGUCAAGUGUGCUUUUUACUCGACUGUGGUGUCGGAGGCCAAUGCUGUUAAUGUGGGUAGUUGGAGGGCUGGGUUCAAUGUUGUUAUUACGGGCGGAAAUGGCUAU
Messenger RNA from Aureobasidium namibiae CBS 147.97, 426 nucleotides. RefSeq lists its product as uncharacterized. NCBI's taxonomy places the organism in Eukaryota, Fungi, Ascomycota, Dothideomycetes, Dothideales, Saccotheciaceae. The transcript has a single exon. The annotation marks the transcript as partial. The record is from RefSeq and is a predicted model, not a curated record.